GCCCCUCCCCCGCGGCCGCUCGGCGGGGGCCAGCUCGCCGGGCGGGACAGUUUCGCACCCGGGUGGGAGAUGCGGAGCGGGCUCCUUCUCCUCGCAGAUUUGCAACCAACAUAAUGCUGAAGCUCCCAACUUGCAACAAGCAUUUCACAGAAUGGCACAAACAGAACCUAAUCUGGACCAUGACGUAUCGUGGUUCAUCCUUCCAUCAUACUGGGCUAAAAUGGUUGUGGCAUUAAUUUCCUUCCUCUGUUUUGCUAACAGCUAUGAUGGAGAUUUUGUCUUUGAUGAUUCUGAAGCCAUCAUCAAUAAUAAGGACCUCAGGGCAGAAACCCCACUUGGUGACCUGUGGCAUCAUGACUUUUGGGGUAGCAAACUCAGCAGCAAUACCAGUCAUAAGUCAUAUCGACCACUAACUGUCCUAACUUUCAGAAUUAAUUACCUUUUUGCUGGAGGCUUCUACCCAGUUGGUUUUCAUGUCAUCAAUAUAAUACUGCAUUGUACUAUCUCAGUGUUGAUGGUUGAUGUAUUCUCGAUAUUAUUGGGUGGACUGCAAUUCAGUAAUAAAGGAAGAAGGCUAAACCUGGUUCCAAAGACAUCUCUUCUAGCUGCUUUGCUGUUUGCUGUACAUCCAGUGCACACCGAAUGUGUUGCCGGGAUUGUUGGCAGAGCAGACCUGCUGUGUGCCCUGUUCUUUUUGUUGUCAUUCCUUGGCUACUGUAAAGCAUUUAGAGAAAAUAAGGAAGGACAUAAUUUUUCUAUGUUCUGGGUGUUGGUGAGUGUUAUCCUAGGCGCAAUAGCCAUGCUGUGCAAAGAACAAGGAAUUACAAUACUGGGUUUGAAUGCAGUGUUUGAUGCACUGGUGAUUAACAAGCUAAAUGUUUUGGAGUUUAUUCAAAGGUUACUACAUAAGGACAAGUCAUUGGAGAAGGCUGGGCUGUUAAGGAAGGGGCUGCUUUUCAGGAUAACUCUUCUGAUGUCUGGAGGGGCCAGUAUACUUUAUAUACGCUGGAGGAUUAUGGGCACAGGGCCACCGGCUUUUACUGAAGUAGACAACCCAGCUUCAUUUGCUGACAGUCUGUUUGUGAGAGCUAUAAACUAUAAUUACUACUAUUCAUUGAACGCAUGGUUGCUGUUGUGUCCCUGGUGGCUGUGUUUUGAUUGGUCGAUGGGCUGCAUACCCCUCAUUAAAUCCGUCAGUGACUGGAGGAUAAUUGCACUUGCAGCACUUUGGUUCUGCCUAAUUGGUCUGAUAUGCCAAGCUCUGUGCUCAGAAGACAGCCAUAAGAGGAGAAUUCUUACACUGGGACUUGGAUUUCUUAUUAUCCCUUUUCUUCCUGCAAGUAAUCUGUUCUUCAGAGUAGGAUUUGUUAUUGCAGAGAGAGUUAUCUACCUCCCCAGUAUUGGAUAUUGCAUUCUGUUUACAUAUGGAUUUAGUCUCUUGAGUAAGCAAGCCAAGAAAAAGAAAAUUCUUGCUGUGGCAGUACUUGGCAUCUUGUUGAUAAAUGUUAUGCGCUGUGCACUCCGCAGCAGUCAGUGGAGGUCAGAAGAACAGCUUUUUAGGAGUGCACUCUCUGUGUGCCCUCUGAAUGCCAAAGUGCACUACAAUGUUGGCAAAAACCUGGCUGACAAAGGAAAUCAAAGUGCUGCAAUCAAAUACUACAGAGAAGCUGUAAGGUUGAAUCCUAAAUAUGUACAUGCCAUGAACAACCUUGGAAAUAUUCUGAAAGAAAGAAAUGAGCUCCAAGAAGCAGAGGAGUUGCUGUCUUUAGCUGUACAAAUACAACCUGAUUUUGCUGCUGCAUGGAUGAAUCUAGGAAUAGUACAGAACAGUUUAAGAAGGUUUGAAGAGGCAGAGCAAAGCUACUGGACAGCAAUUAAACACAGGAAAAAAUACCCAGAUUGUUACUACAAUUUAGGGCGGUUGUAUGCAGAUUUGAAUCGCCAUAUAGAUGCAUUGAAUGCAUGGAGGAAUGCUACAGUUCUGAAACCAGAGCAUAGUUUGGCUUGGAACAAUAUGAUUAUAUUGCUUGAUAACACAGGCAAUCUAGCUCAAGCAGAAGCAGUUGGAAGAGAGGCCCUGGAAUUGAUACCUAAUGAUCAUUCCCUUAUGUUUUCGUUGGCAAAUGUACUGGGGAAAUCACAAAAAUAUAAGGAAUCUGAAGCUUUGUUCCUGAAGGCAAUUAAAGCCAAUCCAAAUGCUGCCAGUUAUCAUGGUAAUUUGGCUGUGCUUUAUCAUCGCUGGGGAAAUCUUGACUUGGCAAAGAAGCACUACGAAGUCUCUCUGAAGCUUGAUCCUAUGGCACCCGGGACCAAGGAAAACUACAACCUCCUAAGAAGAAAACUGGAGCAGUUGCAAAAGAAAGGCGGUGCCUGAUGUUUCUAUUCAGGUUGUCCGUGCAUGCUGUUUACGAUUCACGUUACAUGGGUAUUUUUGCCCAUGUAAAGGAUUCAGUUGUUAUUUCUCAAAAAUAAUAACACUACCAGCACUGCACACUUGAAUGUCCAAUUAUGCCCUCCUACAGAUCCUAAAAUUUCAGCAUGAGGGUUUAUUUUAUUUGUACUCUUGAAUUGCUUUCAAAGUCCCUUAGAACAUUUUUAUAGGUAUAUGAAAGCAAUGCAGAUGGAAUUUCACAGCUUUCACUUAUAAUUUGAUAUCUUCAUCUGACUAUUCUAUGACUUUUUAGUAGCAGGGUGAAUACCAGAAGGCAGUUUUAUUUCUGAAAGUGAUUCUUAAAAAAAGUGCAAUUUCCUGUUUAAAUACUUAUCUUUUCAAGUGUGAAGAAUAUCUGUCCACUUGGGUUUUAUUACUGCCUUCUACUGCCAGUCCUGCAGAGCCAGUAGAAGAAUGGAUUCUGUCCAGCAUAUCAGUCCACUCAUGUAAUUUGAGUUAUGCCCUUGUUCUUGUGCCUGGCUCCACCCUGUGAAGUGUCAGAUUUGUAGAGGAGUAAAUGAAGACAAGGAUUUGAGCAUAAACGUUUGUCAGACAGUGCACUGCUAAGGUAUGCUUGAGUGAGGAAAAUACUCUUAGAUUAAGACGGCAGAUUUUAGCAAGCUGCAAAGGGAAAACAAGUGUGAGGCAACAGAGGAGUCAGCUAGAGUUUCUGUCCUUGCAGACAGCCUCAUCUAGCAUUGACAGCUUGGGCAACGAGUCAGAAUUGCUUUAGCCUCUGCUGCAGGUCAGUGGUCUAAAUAUAGUAUAGCAUCUACAGGAGCUAAUUCCUGUGUUCUCAGGCAUUUCAGUGCUUUCUGGUUAAGGACACCACACCUUUCAGUUCCUGUAUUGUUAGUGAAUAAGGAAAGAGUUUAUGUGAAAACGUAACUGGGCAGAGGACCUGACUUUGGCUGUUGAUGUUUUAACUGGAAGGAACUCAGCCUCACCUCAGUCUCCUGUGGCUCAUGUGGUUGCUGAAAUGUCAGUUAAAUAAGCAUAAACUGAUCACAUUGAUGUGGGAUGAUUCAGAGAUGGGAUACAUUGAUACGAUGUUGCUUCUCUAAAUGGGCUAUGCUUUAAUACAGGUUUAAACUCUGGCUGUCCAGAGUUGUUUGUCUUGUGCUAAUAUUUACAUUCCUGCUUCAGAUAGUGACAUGUCUAUUUGCUGUUUCCUUAGCAUAUAAGAUUGGAAGAUUGCUACUGGAUGUGAAAACUGAGGAACUUUACCUCUCUUUUCAUAUUCCUUUAUUUUUUCUGACCCUGUCCCCCAGGAAGAUACUGAUGGGUGCAGUAUUUGCAGCUUUCCUAAUUUGUCCAGUGAUUAUUGUAUGGGAGGUUGUGUAAUGUUCUCCAUACACAACUCAUCUAUGAGAGGAACCAUUUAAAGUGUUGGGGGAAUGCCUGCCAUAAGACAGGACGUCGCAUGACCCUGCCAUCUGACCACCAUUUAACCAUUUUACAUCCAUACUAUGUUUUGAACCUACUGUAGGCUACUUUUGUAUUAUAAAUCUGCUUGGAAAUUACAAUUGUUUCAAGAACCAAGUGUGUCUGCAAAGCACACUGCAGUACUGCAGAGCUACCAAAGCAUCCUCUGACAAAACUAGUUUGGGUAACACAGGUAGUGCAGCUAAUGUAAUAUUCAUGCCAGACUAACUGCAAAUCAAGGCAGCAAGGCUGUGGCAGUGUGGUGCUGUCCAUAAAUUUGGCUUUGAAUGAAUUAAUAUGCCCACAUUAUCUAGUAUGUUGUCAUACUGAUUUUAGUUGAGGUACCAGGGGCAUGUAUUUGUGCUAGUGCGGUGCUCCUCUUCUGCAAAUACAGCCUGUUCCUCAGCAGGACUGAUUAGUUUAUAUAGGGUACUAAGUUGAUGCAAUUGUUUCCAUUUCUUCUGGUUUCUGGACAAAUUUUCCAGAAGCUAGUUUCCGAAUGUAUUUGCAGGAUAUAAACAUGUUCUUUGGUACGCGUCUGUACUGAUCCAGCAGAACUUGGACCACUAUGGGUAGUCAUCUUCCGAAAACCAGCCUAGUUUAGUCAGUACCAACUUCUGUAUCUGAAACAUGCUGAAAUAGAUACACCCUUCAGUAUAAAUGGCAGACUUUUAAGGCUUACCAUACAUAGCCUAUUAUUCACCAGACACAGAGAACACUUAGCUACUUCAGUUAUGAAGUAUUAAAGAGUUGGGAUCUGGCUGGAUGAGCUAAUUUAUAGCAGAAGUGUGUUUAAUAUAAUCAUGUCUUUUCUGUAUAUUUGGAAUAUGACAUACUGAGUUUAAAUUAUUAUUCUCAUCAUAAGGUUCACAUGUACAGUUUUCCCUGUUGCUUGCCAUAUUAGCUUUACAGAAAUCCAAUAGAUCAAUAUUAUGUAUGGGGUAUGAAUUCUCUCUAGAUCAUUGUAAACCAAAGUUGUUUUAGGAAUUCCUCUGUGGAGGUCUGUUUGUCCUUCUACUCAAGAAUCUUAGAUGGAAGAGACAUGCCAACAAAUUGAAGGUUUUAUUGGCAUUUAGAAGUGGUGUUUACUCUUCAAUACAGACAACAUGAAUUCUUCUUGAUUAGUUUUCUGGAUACUUGUAUGUAUUUUUGUGAGAGUUUAUUUGUUUUGUAUCAUUUUCAGUGCUAUAGAAAUUCAGUGUGAUUACUUGUAUGACAGUAAUAAGGAUACAAUUCUGUCUCAGUGUGAUGUUAAGGCAGAAUUGGGUUCAAAACAAGCAACAAACAAGACUGCUUUUUUAAUAAAAAAUUCCUUAAGACUUUCGAGAAUGCUAAGAUUUUUUUACUUUAUUUUCAGAAAUAUUUUGAGAGUGCAAAUAAUAGUGAGUUUUAUUAAAAUGGUUAAGUGUUAACUUUUUCCUUGCUUUUUCAUACCUCAUGAAUGACUCCUGGAAUAGGGCAGAACGCACAACCUGGAAAAAAGGUGAAAAAAAGUGGGUUUGUACAUAACUGUUGUUACAAACACUUCCUGUCUUUCCAGCAUGCUGGAUUUUUUCCCAUUACCUUUCCACCAUUGCUAAUUACAGAAGAUUAAAGUUACUUUUGUAUCAGGUGGCUUGCUUGAUUCUCUAGUGAAAUUAAGAAAACUGGAUACUUUUUUUUUUUCUUCAAAGAUUGCUUGUUCAAGUACAGUUCUGGAGAGAGAAGUACAGAAGUACAAAAGUGCACAGAAUGGAAUCAGAAGAACAUUCACAAUGACUGCUAUGGAUGAGUCUCUUUUCACCAAAAACUUCCAAUGGAGUUCUCUAAUUGUAUGUUUCUCUCACGUUUAGACCAAUACCAUGUACAUGAAGUUUUCUGCUAUUUAAUUUCAUACUUAGGAUUUAAAGUUUAGAGAUGUGGGUUGUGUGUGUGUACAGGCACUCAGAAAUAAACAUCUUCAGUACUUUUGAAUGGUUUGUUAAAAAUAUGGGGCCUAUUCACUGGGAACUAGUUUCCAUCGUAUUUGAGAUACCUGCACCUGAGCUAUCUGUCCUAGUUUCUCUGUAUAGUCACUGGGGGAAAAAAAAAUCCAGGUAAUUUGAAACAGGAUUCAUCUCCUAAAGGAAGCAUCUUUAGCAUGUAAGGCAUCAUGUACUUGAAGCAGGUAUUCCUCCUCAUUAACUGCAAAGGGUAACUAAGAUGAUCAGCCCAUAUAUAUGAAGAAAAUCUCACUGCUGCUUUCAGUUGAAGUAAUCUGGUCUCGUAUGCCUCUAGCAUUCUCAUACAUUAUUUGCACCAAGAAUGUUAAAAGACUGGCACUGAAGCAAACUGGCAGGUACUUGCCUUGAGAGUCAGAGUUAUAGUAGCUGGACGAGGGAAUGGGAUCAGACAAACUGGGAGAGCUUUGGUUUCUGCAGAAAGUUAAAUUUUAUCUGAAUGUCAAAUCUCUGCCUACGGAAACAGAACAUUCAGGUUCAGUUUGAUUCAUUAUUAGCUUGUCUGUCACCACAAUAAAUUACAGCAACUUCUUA
Messenger RNA from Strigops habroptila (Kakapo), 6369 nucleotides. It is a transcript of the gene TMTC4, whose product is annotated as transmembrane O-mannosyltransferase targeting cadherins 4. The transcript has 18 exons. The coding region runs from base 152 to 2374 and encodes 740 amino acids. Gene Ontology annotation, molecular function: mannosyltransferase activity; protein binding. Gene Ontology annotation, cellular component: endoplasmic reticulum. Gene Ontology annotation, biological process: endoplasmic reticulum unfolded protein response; protein O-linked glycosylation via mannose. The record is from RefSeq and is a predicted model, not a curated record. Lineage: Eukaryota; Metazoa; Chordata; Aves; Psittaciformes; Psittacidae.